Elaeis guineensis (African oil palm) is the source of this 2902-nucleotide messenger RNA. RefSeq names its product protein ACCUMULATION AND REPLICATION OF CHLOROPLASTS 6, chloroplastic. Gene Ontology annotation, biological process: chloroplast fission. NCBI's taxonomy places the organism in Eukaryota, Viridiplantae, Streptophyta, Magnoliopsida, Arecales, Arecaceae. The record is from RefSeq and is a predicted model, not a curated record. Gene Ontology annotation, cellular component: chloroplast inner membrane.
AGGUACCGACCACCUCGCAAUUUCACCUCUGCCUCAAAAUCCGAGGCACAAUAAAAAAAAAAAGAAAAAAUGAACUCCAUGUCUCAGUUUGGGUGUGCAAGUUUUAUGCUCGGAGAGCUGAGAUAAUCGAAGUAGCGAUCCGAGUAGUCUGCAACCCCCAUGAGCAUCCGAGGUUUCUGAACUGUGACCACCCUCGUCCUCCUCCCCUUCCCAAUGGACGCCCUCACCCUCAACUGCGUUGGCUUCUCCCACCUCUGCUGCCCAUCCCCAUUCUUCUCCAAACCCACCCCCGCCUCCUCCUCCUCCUCCUCCGCCUCGCAGACACUCUCCAAGCCUUUCUUGCCUCUCCUCGAACCCAACAAGAAGCCUGCCAUCACCACCGCGUGCCGGGCCAGCAAAUGGGCUGACCGCCUCCUCGGCGACUUCCACUUCCUCCCCACCGCCACCAAGCCCUCGCGGCCCUCCUCUCCCAACCCCGCCGUCCUCUCCCUCCUCCCCCCCGCCACCGCUGACCGCACCGUCGCGCUCCCCCUCGACUUCUACAAGGUGCUCGGGGCUGAGAGCCACUUCCUCGGCGACGGCAUCCGGCGAGCCUUCGAGGCUAGGGUUUCCAAGCCCCCGCAGUAUGGCUUCAGCACAGAGACCCUCAUCGCUCGUCGCCAGAUCCUCCAGGCCGCCUGCGACACCCUCUCCAACCCCACCUCCCGUGGCGACUACAAUCUUGGCCUUGACGACGAUCCCAACUCCACGCCCACCACUCACGUCCCCUGGGAUAAGAUCCCCGGCGCGCUGUGUUUGUUGCAGGAGGCUGGGGAGACGGAGGUGGUCCUUCGAGUGGGUACAAGCCUUCUGCUCGAGCGCCUGUCCAAGUCUUUCAAGCAGGACGUGGUGCUGGCCAUGGCGCUAGCGUAUGUGGACCUCUCUAGGGAUGCCAUGGCUUUGAGACCGCCGGAUUUCAUCGGGUGUUGCGAGGUCCUCGAGAGGGCCUUGAAGCUCCUGCAGGAGGAAGGAGCAAGCAACCUUGCAUCAGACCUGCAGGCACAGAUUGAUGAAACAUUAGAAGAAAUUACCCCUUGUUGUGUUCUGGAACUCCUGGCAUUGCCUCUUGAUGGCAAGCACCAAAUACAACGGGAGGAAGGUCUUCAUGGUGUGCGCAACAUAUUGUGGACUGUUGGUAGGGGUGGUGCUGCUGUGAUUGGAGGUGGAUUUACUCGUGAAGACUUCAUGAAUGAAUCAUUUCUACGCAUGACUGCAGCUGAGCAGGUACAAUUGUUUUAUGCAACUCCAAAUAAUAUAAGACCAGAGAGUUCUGAAGUCUAUGGUGUGGCACUUGCUUUGGUUGCCCAGGCGUUUGUGGGGAAGGAACCUCAACUUGUCAAGAAAGCAGAUGAUCUUUUUCUACAACUUCAGCAGACAAAGGCUGCUCUGUUACGUUCUGUUUCUGAGUACACUACAAAGGCUGACCAUGAGAUAGACUUUGCACUUGAGAGAGGGCUUUGUUCACUGCUUUUGGGAGAUCUUGAUGCAUGCCGCAUGUGGUUAGGCAUAGAUAGCGAGACCUCGCCAUACAGAAAUCCAGCAAUUGUAGAAUUCAUUGCGGAUAAUUCUAGCAUUGACAAGGAUAACGAUCUUCUUCCAGGGCUUUGCAAAAUGUUAGAGGCUUGGCUAAUGGAAGUGGUUUUUCCCAGGUUUAGAAAUACUCAAGAUAUACAGUUCAAGCUUGGAGACUACUAUGAUGACUCCACAGUCCUUAGGUAUCUGGAAAGGAUGGAAGGUGGUGGUAGUUCACCUUUAGCUGCAGCAGCUGCCAUAGCAAACAUUGGGGCUGAGGCUACGGCUGCACUUGGUAACGCUAAGUCAAGUGCACUUCAGGCAUUGCGGAAAGUGUUUCCACUGGUCAACAAAUUAGAAAGAUCGAGCAAAGAGGAAGUUAAUGAUUCACAUGAUUCUGUUACUGAGAUACAAACAAACGAGUCAGGGGUAAAGAUUAAUCAAGUUAGUUCAGGUUUUGAGGCUGAGGCUUCUGGAAAUCUUAAUUCUGAAGAGUUAAAUGAGCAAGAUUUAAUGUAUGAUAUAAAAAAUGCUAGUGUCAAGAUAAUGUGUGCUGGCGUUGUGGUUGGACUAGUAACUCUAGCUGGGCUCAAGCAUUUACCUGGAAAAAAUGUGUUGCCUGUUGCUAAGAAAGAGACAGGUUCAGCAAUGGCUGCUAAUGUCGUCAAUUUAGGUUCAGAUGUCCCUAUGGUUGAGAACUUGGGAGAAGAAGCACCUAAGAUGGAUGCAAGGCUUGCGGAAACUCUAGUUCACAAGUGGCAAAAUGUGAAAUCCCAAGCUUUGGGACCGGAUCAUUGUCUCAUAAAACUGCCAGAGGUAUUGGAUGGCCGAAUGCUAAAGCUAUGGACUGAUCGAGCUGCAGAGAUUGCGCAGCAUGGUUGGUUCUGGCAGUACACCCUAUUAGGUGUGACUGUUGAUAGUGUGAUUGUUUCUUUGGAUGGCUAUCGAGCAACAGUGGAGGCAACAAUUCAGGAAGCAGCCCAACUGACGGACGGUGCUCACCCAGAGCACAACGAUUCCUACAGCACUACCUACACCACCAGGUAUGAGAUGGCUUAUUCCAAGUCCGGCUGGAAGAUAACAGAGGGAGCAGUCCUGAAAUCAUAGACGACACUUUCCUCUCUGAUUGAUGUAAAUAAUAACGUAUGUUCCAUCGGAGCAUCAUUUCUGAUUUUUGCUCCAGAAUUUCUUGGAGUUUGGGGGCCUGCAAUCAUCCAUCAUUUUUGAAUUUUUUAAGAACAUUUAUCAUGCAGUGUAGAUAAAAAAAUUACCGACUUUUAGCUCUGCUCAGAGGUGAUAAUAAGCCUCUGAUUUAGAUUGAUUUAAUGGUUACGAAGGUUUCAAUAAUUGC